This is a messenger RNA of Bursaphelenchus xylophilus (pine wood nematode), 1437 nucleotides long. Lineage: Eukaryota; Metazoa; Nematoda; Chromadorea; Rhabditida; Aphelenchoididae. The record is from the annotation of a GenBank genome assembly.
AUGCCGCGCAGCUUGCCCUAUCCCCCACCAAACCUGUACACGAAGGGCUUGGUGUUGGUGUCGUUGAAUGUGAUUGUGAUAUCAUUCCUUUUCUCCGCGUAUGAUGUGCAAUUACCCGUGAACGACACCAUCGAAUGGGCAAUUUACAGGUUAUACAAAGUGAGUUCUUUAGUUGUGUUUUUUGUUUUUAGGUACGAAUAUGUCGUAGAGAAUGAGGAUGAUUGUAGAACGGCUGGAAGGUUUUCCUUGCUGAACCAAGUGUUUUUAAUUUAUUUUAUAGUUGUAUACCUUACUUUAGUCAAAAUUAACCCCUAAUUUUGUCAUCUUCAAUGCUCAAUCAUAUCCAUGAGCUUUAGCUGAUGUUCAGUGUGUUUUAAAAUUGAAAUGGGUAUAUUUUAAAUGCUUUCGUAUAUUUACACUUUUCAGAUCAGCUAUGUGAGGCGCAUUGUGGACACAUUCCGUUCUUUGAUUGGACUUUCCAAGUACAUUCCCCGUCAAGAGAUCCGCGGAGAGCAAAAGCCCGAUAAACCGCUUAAACUGGGGACGAAACUAAAUACGAAAGGUGAGAAAUCACCUAGAUUUAAUUAAUCUAUUUAGGCAAGAAGGUUUACACUCCAGAUCAACUGGCGUUGUUUGACGGCAGUCGGGAGUCCCAGCCUGUUUAUCUGGCCAUCUUGGGACGAGUUUAUGACGUUGAGAAGGGCAGAAAACACUAUUCUGCAGGUGGUGGAUAUCACUUUUUUGCCGGAAAGGAUGCAACAAGAGCUUUUAUCACUGGAGAUUUCACUCCCAAAGGCCUCAUUGACGACGUGACAGGCCUGUCGGACCAAGAAUUGUUGAGUUUACUGGAUUGGGUCAACUUUUACAACAAGGAAUACAAGUUGGUCGGAUUUGUUCAAGGUCUAUUCUACGAUGCGAAUGGAAAGAUCACUCCAUAUGGGAAAGAAGUGAGCCGCAUUUGACGUUGUUACUUACUGUUUCGCAGUUGAUUUUGGUGGUUUUGUAUAUUAUUUUAGGUGAACGAACGGUUGGAGAACGCCUUGGAAUACAAAAAAAAGCAGGUCAAAGAGAGCGAAGUAUUCCCUCCAUGCAAUUCGGAGUGGCAUAAGGAUACGGGCGGAAGAGUAUGGUGCACAAAUAAGAGGUGAGAUUUUCCCAAAAUUUUUCCCGGUUUAGUGCCUGAAGUGGUCUAAUUUCGAUCGAAGGAUUUUUACCGUUACUUUCAGCGGCGGCGUGAAACGCGAGUGGGUUGGAGUCCCAAGGAAAUUGUUUGCGGCCGGUUCGAAAUCCCACCGAUGUGCUUGUGUCAAGAAUUUUGGGCCGCCUUUGGCAACGCCCAAUGAAAAGGGAAAUCGGGGAGAUUUGGAUAAUCCCAACCUAAAGGAAUAUGAGAACUGCUCACCGGUCUCGAAUUCAUGCAAAUUGCCGGCUGAUUAG